Molecule: messenger RNA, 777 nt
Organism: Scomber japonicus (chub mackerel)
Lineage: Eukaryota; Metazoa; Chordata; Actinopteri; Scombriformes; Scombridae
Gene: apoob
Product: apolipoprotein O, b
Exons: 9
Coding region: 40-711 (223 amino acids)
Biological process (GO): cristae formation
Cellular component (GO): MICOS complex
Source: RefSeq, a predicted model, not a curated record
CCGGCUUGCCGUAGAAAAGCGAAAGUCCUCUGAGUGAAGAUGUCAUACGUGAAGCUGGUGUCACUGUGCUCCGUGGCUCCCGGGCUGACGGCCCUGCUGAGUGGCUCCGUGUUGGCAGCCAGCGAGGUGAAGAAGAAGAAGAGCUCCCUGCUGAGUAUCGAUGAGCUGCCGUCUCUAUACAGCAGUCCUGAAGUGGAGCCUCCGCAGUACGUGGAGCCGGAGGCGGGCCAGCUGGAGCAGAGCAUCGCGUCACUGAGGAAAUGGGCCGAGCCGUACACAAACCAGUGUCAGGAAACAGGUCAGGCUGCUAUGGAGAAAGUUGAGCGAGCGUACAGGACCGUGGAGCCGACCAUCAACACGUCCGUCACAACAGUCACAGAUGUGUACCAGUUCCUCAGCGACCCUCCUCCUGAUCUCUACCCCAGCGUGGCUGCUGUCAGUUUCUCUGGAUUCCUGGGACUCUAUUUCGCCCAAGGCUCCAGAGUGAAGCGGCUGCUGUUUCCAGCGGGACUCAUGGCUCUGAGCGCCUCCAUGUUUUAUCCUCAGCAGGCUGCCUCUUUAUUAAAGGUGAGUCGGGACUCAGCGUACGUCUGGACUCAGCAGGGCCGAGCGGCUGCAGAGUCUCUUUGGAAAGAUCCACCGUUUGCCAAAAAGAAGUCUGAGAAGAAAGAGCGAACAGAGAACAACAACAACGACGACACGAGCAGCUGAGACGACACACACACACACACACACACACACUCACACACACACACACACACACACACACACACACAC